Molecule: messenger RNA, 1543 nt
Organism: Hyalella azteca
Lineage: Eukaryota; Metazoa; Arthropoda; Malacostraca; Amphipoda; Hyalellidae
Gene: Rpn13
Product: proteasomal ubiquitin receptor ADRM1-like
Biological process (GO): ubiquitin-dependent protein catabolic process
Cellular component (GO): cytoplasm; nucleus; proteasome regulatory particle, lid subcomplex
Molecular function (GO): ubiquitin binding; proteasome binding; endopeptidase activator activity
Source: RefSeq, a predicted model, not a curated record
UUAAAAAGUUUAAUAGUAAGUUGAAAAAUGAACUCAAACUUUUAAUUUUUUCACUAAUAUAUGUAUAUUUUAAUCUUGUCUUCCAAUUGCUAGUUUUUCCCUGCAGAGAAAAUAAAGGACUUGCACCAUGUCAUCUGCUCUUUUUGGCAGUGCUGCUAGGGCUUCCAGCAAGAACCUUGUUGAGUUCAGAGCUGGAAAAAUGCACCUCAAAGGCAAAAUUGUUCAUCCUGACAAGAGGAAGGGCUUGCUGUUCAUUUACCAGUCAGAUGACUCCCUCAUGCACUUCUGUUGGAAGGAUCGCACCACUGGCUCAGUUGAAGAAGACCUGAUUAUCUUCCCUGAUGAUGUUGAUUACCGGCGAUGCAGCGCCUGCACGACUGGGCGCGUUUAUGUCCUCAGAUUUCGGUCCACCAACCGACGCAUUUUCUUCUGGAUGCAGGACAAACUUUGGCCCAAUANUCUCAACAACCCCCCCACCCCUGGCUCCCACUCAGCGUCCUCGCGCUCUGGUGGUGGUGUGAGCAGCGGGGGUGGUGGUUCAGGUAGCAGCAACAUGCUUAACAACCUACGCGACGCUGAUCUGGCCAACAUCAUCGGCAACAUUUCCCAGCAACAGCUCAUGCAAAUCCUGGGCAGCGGCGUGCCGAACCUCAGCUCCCUGGUCGCGCCCACUUCUGGCAGUCGCAGCAGUAACACCACUUCGGUGACCCCCACGACUGCCUCCACCCCCACAACAGCCACCACUCCACCACCAGCCACCACCACCGCCUCCUCUGCGGGCCAAGGAACUGGCGGAGAGUCGUCACCUGCUGCAGCUUCUUCCUCUUCCAGUGACAAACAAGGGCCAAUACAACUGGCGGACCUUAAGAACCUCCUUCCCCCCACUUCCGACCCCCUUCCCCCCGCUGACCAGCUCAGAGGCACCGUUACAUCACCGCAGUUCAAGCAGGCGGUGAGCGUGUUCUCGCACGCGCUGCAGUCGGGGCAGCUGGGGCCGCUCGUCAAGCAGUUCGGUCUCGGGGACGAGGCCGUGGUCGCCGCCGUCGCGGCCGACAUGGAAGCCUUCAUCCUGGCUCUUGGCAAGAAUAACAAAGAGGAUGGGAGCGGCGAGAAACAAGAUAAUAAGACAACCGAUGAUGACGAUGACGACAAGAUGGCUGUUGACUAACUCACCUUCACUUGAUGCCUACCCAGUAGUAUCUCCAUUUUCAUCGAGGGUUUAUCUUGUUCCGAGUAACAUAAUUUAAUUUUUGGCCGCUGAUUAGUAGCGAAAUAUUGAUUAUUUUCGUCGUUUUCAAUUUUAGCCAUUAACGUUAAUAAACGUUAUUCUUUUUUGCCCAAUGUUUUGUUCCGUUUGACUACUUUUAGGUUGGAUUAAACUAGAAUGUUGAUAUUAAUCGCUAAUCGUUGACAUAAGUAAAAAAAUAUGCCUGUAAUUCAGGCGAUUGAUUCAAAAUCUGGAAUGUUUAGUUUGUUCGUUCGUUUGGUGAGACGCCUGCACUGACUAUAUAUGCAUGAGAUACGCAUAAAAGCUACAAAGAUC